Molecule: messenger RNA, 1715 nt
Organism: Rhagoletis pomonella (apple maggot)
Lineage: Eukaryota; Metazoa; Arthropoda; Insecta; Diptera; Tephritidae
Product: ceramide transfer protein-like
Biological process (GO): ER to Golgi ceramide transport
Cellular component (GO): Golgi apparatus
Molecular function (GO): phosphatidylinositol-4-phosphate binding
Source: RefSeq, a predicted model, not a curated record
GCUCACGAUACAGACGAACUUCGGUUUGAUGUGGUAGUUAAUAAUUAUAACAAUUGGUGUUUACGUGCGGAAACUCCAGAAGACCGCAUUCAUUGGGUCGAGGUAUUGCAAAUGUAUAAGGAGGAUACAGCAAGCACAGAUACUACGUCCCUACGGCGUCAUGGUAGCACCAUGUCUUUGCAGUCAAAUACAGUGUCGGUGGCCAGCGGAAACAGUCUAAAAAAAACACAAAGAAACUUAAAGGAAAAAGCAGGUGAAAUAGAGACAUUUAAAGAUAUACUUUUCGGACAGAUCGAAACUCUCCAAAGAUAUUUUGAUGCUUGUGCCGAUAUUAACAAGACAACAGGAAAAUCCCUUGAUCUAGGCGAUGGCUUAAAACCAAUCGAUUUUAAGGGAGAAUCAAUCACUUUUCGUGCCACAACUUCCGGUGUAUUAACAACCCUUCAACACUGCGUAGAUAUAAUUGCUGAAAGUGAUGAUUUGUGGAAAAAGAAGUUGGAGAGGGAAAUAGACAGGCGAAAACGAACUGAAGAACAAAAUCGAAAAUACAAGGAGGAGAUCGAAAAAAUUAAACGUAUUUCAUAUCCAGGACCCGAUUUUGAGGAGGGUCCACAUUCCACGCUUCCCGAAGAUGAGUUCUUUGAUGCCGUUGAAACUGGCCUGGAAAAAAUCGAGGAAGACAUGCAACUUCGCGCUAAGCUAAAGUUGCAGUCGCAGCAAUCUUUGACGGUGGCGCAAGCACCGCAUCAAGUCCAGCUUGAAGGAAACACUCCCAGCCUGGAAGAGUUCGGCACUGGCGGAUUAGCCAGAAGUCACAUACUGUGGCCGGAGAUCGAUCGUGUUUGCAGUGAACAGUUGCGAUAUGCUCGCGAAGGAGUUGGUGAGGGUGGUAACGGUUGGCAAAUAUUUGCUGAUGAAGGUGAAAUAAAAAUGUACAAGCGAGAAGAAGAAGUAAAUGGAUUAGUUAUGGAUCCCUUGAAAGCAUAUCACAGCGUUAAUGGGGUUACAGCACGUGAAAUGUGCCAUUACUUCUUCAUGCCCGAGUUUCGCAAUGAGUGGGAGACCACUCUUGAAGACUGCACCAUUCUAGAAAAAAUUUCGCCCGACACAUUCGUCUUCUUACAAACACAUAAACGUAUAUGGCCUGCCAGUCAACGAGAUGCCCUUUUUUGGUCACAUAUGCGUAAAAUUACAGAUGGACUUGAUGAGGACGCUGUAGAUAUGUGGGUCGUUUGUAAUAACUCCACGGAUUACUCUAAACAGGAAUCAAAAAAUGGCAAAUGCGUUCGCAUUUUUCUGACCGUAAUUUUAGCCUGCCAGACACGUUUACCCCCUGGAAAAACAAAAAAUGAUGAUCUUAGUCGCGACGAAUUAGCUUGUAAAAUCACAUAUUGCUCUGUUGUCAAUCCUGGUGGUUGGGCGCCUGCUUCCGCUUUGCGAGCCGUUUACAAGCGCGAGUAUCCUAAGUUCCUGAAACGUUUUACCGGAUAUGUGAUAGAUCAAUGCAAGAACAAACCAAUAAUGUUCUGAUAUUAGCAGUCAUUUCCUUAAACAAUGUUUUCCAACUGUAAUGGAUUUGAGUGAAAAAUUUUUGUUAACAUAUCUUUUCAGUUUCCAUUUUUUUGUUGAUAAUAAGAAGAAAUAACAUUUAAAACAUAAAACUACCGUUCGGUUGAUCCUCGAAAGAAAAUAAGCGUAUAAUAACAUUUUACUCA